Molecule: messenger RNA, 360 nt
Organism: Staurois parvus
Lineage: Eukaryota; Metazoa; Chordata; Amphibia; Anura; Ranidae
Source: the annotation of a GenBank genome assembly
AGCGAUGGCGAGGAAAGGUUCUUCCCCAAGCCUGUCCUGGAAGACAGAAGCGUUGAAUUUGCUAAGAAAUGCGGUGAAUUCAUCAGUGACAUAAGCUAUAAAGAGCAAUAUGAAAAAUCCAAGGGCAAGAGCGAGUUUGUCCCUGACACAGCAAAACUGAAAGCUGUCACAGACUUCAUCUCAGAGGCGAAAUACAAAGAAGCUGGGAAGAAAGGAUUGUCCAACCCCCUGUACAAGCAGAUGCCAGCAACAUUAGACAUUGCCUUCGCAAAACAAGUGUCCCAGCUCCAGAGCGAGGUUUUAUACAAACAGAAAUAUGAUGCAGAGAAGGGGAAAUCAAAUUAUGCGCAAAUGCUUGAG